This is a messenger RNA of Coccidioides immitis RS, 1561 nucleotides long. RefSeq names its product dolichyl-phosphate beta-glucosyltransferase. The record is from RefSeq and is a predicted model, not a curated record. The transcript has 3 exons. Lineage: Eukaryota; Fungi; Ascomycota; Eurotiomycetes; Onygenales; Onygenaceae. Gene Ontology annotation, cellular component: endoplasmic reticulum membrane. Bases 123 to 1370 code for a protein of 415 amino acids.
CUUCUUCUGCAGUUCAGUUCACGAUCCAAGGCUAUUACUUAAUGUCACAUUUGUUGGUAGGACUUCCAACCUGAGUUCUGGUCAAUUGACCAGAACAAGCGCUGCGGGAGCCCCGAAAAGUCAUGGACGUACCCGGCUUUCGGGAUGUGUGUCUCUCUUGUGCGCAGGCCAUCAUUGAUAUCCCACUUCCAUACUUGAUUGGCUUCGUCGUCUCGACUCUUAUUGGGCUUACUUUUCUUGGAUACACCCUCAUCUUCCUACUCGCACCUGUCCCGAGACCUCCGUUCCCUGAGGAAAAGACGUACCAGACAAUUGCAGAAGAUGGCUCUAUCACGCCACCCAAAGCACUGCCAUGCUGGUAUGACCGCAUAGGAGCCCAACCAUCCGAUGGUAACAGAAGUGAUAGCCUAGAGGAUGCCGAAUUGUUUAUGUCCGUCGUAGUCCCCGCGUACAAUGAACAAGAACGUUUGCCUGGGAUGUUAGAAGAAGCAGUAAACUAUCUUGAGCGAGCAUAUGGAACCCUGACGCCUCACAUAAACGGCUUAGGGAAGCGGGAAAAUCCCAAGCAGGACAGAAUCGGAACCACGCGCAAACGCAAAACGAACAACGUUGGUACAUCGGAAGGUUUAUUGAAGGGCUGGGAGAUAAUAAUAGUGUCCGAUGGAUCAACGGAUAAAACUAUCGAUACUGCACUAUCCUUUGCGAGAGAUCACCAGCUAUCCCUCCAUCCAAAAGGCCAUGCUGGACCGUGGACUUCAAAGUUGAGAGAAGGUGUCCACAUCCCACCGGGCACGAUCCGGGUAGUUACAUUAAAACAAAACCGGGGCAAAGGAGGCGCCGUCACACAUGGAAUGCGGCAUGUUAGAGGCCAAUAUGUCGUUUUCGCCGAUGCCGAUGGCGCAAGCAAUUUUGACGAUCUCGGUAAACUAGUUCAGGCUUGUCAACAGGCCGAAGAUUCCGAACUGCGGGGUGUGGCUGUAGGGUCUAGAGCACAUCUAGUCGGAAGCGACGCUGUGGUCAAGCGCUCCAAACUCCGCAACUUUCUAAUGCAUGCCUUCCAUAUUACAAUCCGUCUUCUUACCCCUCCACGUACCGCGCAAAUUAAAGACACCCAGUGUGGAUUCAAGCUCUUCUCCCGCGCCAGCUUACCAUACAUAGUUCCUUAUAUGCAUUCCGAAGGUUGGAUAUUCGACGUUGAAAUGCUUAUGCUGGCGGAAUUCGCGAACAUUCCCGUUGUCGAGGUCCCAGUAGGAUGGAGAGAAGUCAAGGGCAGCAAGUUGAAUGUUGUUUGGGAUAGUCUGGGGAUGGCAUGGGGAUUAGCGAUGUUGAGAGCGGCCUGGGGAUCCGGGGUCUAUAGAAGGCGUGUAUGAUCACUUGAUUUUGCCUUUGGACUCGGUUUUUGGUAGAAAGACCUGGGCCUUUUUCUAGUUAUUUCAUUUCAGGGAGUCUGGAGCGCGAGUUGGAUCUAUAUACCAUUAUCCCUGUUAUCAUAUUUUUUGUCGGUUGACGGGGCGUGUACUGAUAGAUGUCACAUAAUACGCAGGGAUCCAUCUACAUUUAG